UUACAGACCAACAUUCGGGCAAAAUGGCAGAAGGUCGUCGAGGGUUCGCUUGGCAAGAGGAUGAGGAAUUCCUCAGAAAGGUGGAGGUUGAGGUGCUUAUCCCCAAGAAGAUGAGGGAGUAUGCCAAAAUAAAAUGUGCAGACUAUUGUGAUGCAUUCACAAAAUGCUGUAAGGAGAAAGGACUGACCAUGGCUUAUUCAUGCCGGAAGGAAAACGGAGCGAUGAAGGAAUGCAUCUCUGGAUAUUACAAAAACAAGGAGUUCUUUGAAAUGUGCAAGAAAGAGUAUUUGGCCGAAAGGAAGGAAUUCCGAGAGACAGGAGUGAGACAAAAGGACAAAGCAAAGGCAAAGACAGAAACUUCAAGAUGAUGAGAAUCAUCAUGCCUUGCUUAUGAUGUCAAACAUUCUUCAUGAACUAUUUCAGAAGAUUCGAUAGAGAGCAUCUUCCAAUGGCAGUGAUGCUUGGCGAUGAGCUACAGUAAUAAGAAGUAAAUGGUAUAAUGUGCUUUAGAUUUUCCCCAAUCAGUUGAAGCUGUGAAUCACAUUCAAAGUAAUAAUGAUUAUAUUGUGAUAAUGAAAAAUGAUGAUGGUGAUGAGGAGGAGUUCUUGUACUAUUAUUAUGAAGAUCAUGGCAAAGCUAAGUCUUCAAGAUGUAUAAAGUAUUUCCAAGUAUACAAAUUAUCUUUCCUAUGCUUCACAAAAGCUACCUUUUAUUCUCUGUUUAAAAAAAAAAGUAUUAUUGCUUUGGGGAUAUCUUUUAUGAGUGGUUUUUUUCAGCUGUCCAAAGCUUAAUCUUUGUCUGCUCCUUCACACCCCACCCCCUUACAAAACAGUUUCCCCUCUCAUUUGUUUUUGUCGGAUGAAGAAAAAAAUGCUUAUACUUUUGAGAUAGCAUUAUAAGAGAAGAGCAAGGCAAGAUUUAUCAAUGAAUUUAUAAAUAAUAUGGCCAUGUGAUGUACUUGAAGUUUAUUCCUUUGCCGGUGAAUGAUGGAAAUCAACACUUUCAUGAUCUAUGCUUUCUCCCAAGUGAAUCUCAUAACGCAUUUGAUGUAAGAAAAAUAUGUAUUACACUGAAUUGAAAGCAUAUACUUAGACCAGCUUUCCUUAAAUCCUUUACAAAAAUGGACCAUAUAUCACGGUAAAAAUAUCCAUUGAUUUUUGGUUAUUGUGAAAUUUUGUAUUUGAGAAAAAAGCUCUAUAAAAUUCGGGUUGCAUCACUUACAUGGCUUCUGAUACAUAAAGAUUAUAUUGUAUCAUUAGUAUGUCAUGUACAACAUAUUACUAUAGCGCCAUCAUGUGGUGGAAUAGUAGAUAACUAUUUGGAUGACCUGCAGAUGAGCCAGUGGAGAAAAUGUUAUUUUGAGAAGAUGUACCUGUAAUUUUUUUGUUUUUGUAUUAGUAAUUUUGAUAUUUCAAAAGGGAUUUCCCCACCUCCUAACAUGCACUGUUGUCUAGGGUGUUAUAUUUGUAUUUUUUUUGUAAAUGGAAUCGAUUUUCAAAUGGCAAAAAUAAUUGCUAUAUUGGACAAAUGAGAGUAAUGCACUCAGCUUUUAUAUUGAAUAAGAAGGAAUCAAUCUUGUCUGAUUAAACACAUCUUUCCUUUUUUUUCUUACAGAAUGUUUCUCUGUCAAAAUUUCUGUCAGUAUAUUUUCUUUGUAUGUAUGGUUGUGGGAUUAAGUUUACCAUAAGGUAUUGAACUAUACAAUUUUCAGUAUGCUAUGAAAAUCAGAUGCAGGCUUAAUAUGGUACAUUUAUGUCAUUUAUGUAAAGAAAUGAAUAUAUACUUCUAAGGCUAAACUGAUUUUU
Strongylocentrotus purpuratus (purple sea urchin) is the source of this 1805-nucleotide messenger RNA. RefSeq names its product COX assembly mitochondrial protein homolog. NCBI's taxonomy places the organism in Eukaryota, Metazoa, Echinodermata, Echinoidea, Camarodonta, Strongylocentrotidae. Bases 24 to 368 code for a protein of 114 amino acids. The transcript has 4 exons. The record is from RefSeq and is a predicted model, not a curated record. Gene Ontology annotation, cellular component: mitochondrion.